CCUCUACAUGUACUAGGCUGCGUACACGUAUGGACCCGACUCAAUGUGUCACAGCCCACUUUCUUAUGCCCACCUAGUGCUGCCGACCUUGUCAAUGAAGCAAUUCCUAAAGCUUUACCUCCGUUUUUUAAUUUUCUCUUCGACAUUUCCACUUCAUUCGCCAAUAUUGCGCCCAGUCGCAUAUUUACAUUAACGCUGUCUUGAAGCUCUCGAUUGUCCUUGCCACAACUGCUGGCAGAGAGCUAUCUCUCAUUACGCAGUUUCCUUCCACGCCACCUUUUUCUAGCCCCGCCGAGCGUAGUAGGAACCCUCGACCACACUUUUUUUUAAACUCUUCGGCCUGGGAGGAAGAUUUGGCAUUGAUUUGGGAAGUCGCCAGCCGAAACGACUUAGACUAUUGUCUCUAAUAAUAUCCACGAGCAAUCAUGAGCUACGAUUCCGAAAUCCAUUCGCCGAAUGACAUGAUGGUCGACACGCAAGACGAGAUGGUCGUCCAACCGGCCCUAAGUGAGAAGGAUCAGAUAACCGAAAUCAAUCCAGAGCAGCUAGAUGCCGAUGCCGAGAACCUCGAGAAUGUUGUCCUAGCUACCGAUCACGAGGCUAUGAAGGAGAUGGUGCUCCCUCCCCUCUUAGAUGAGCCCAAGGUUCUAGAAGAUGUCGUCAAUACAUGGACCGUAGAAAAUUGGCGAACCUUACCAAAGAAAGAACAUGGACCGGUAUUCGAGGCUGGCGGGUUUCCAUGGCGAAUUCUUCUUUUCCCAUUUGGAAAUAAUGUUGACCAAUCCUCUAUAUAUCUUGAGCAUGGCUUCCAAGAUACAAACAGCAUACCUGAUGAUUGGAGCUGUUGUGUACAGUUUGGUCUGGUCAUGUGGAAUAUUAAUGACCCAUCUCUCUUCUAUCAUCAUACCGCCCACCACCGUUUUACCAAAGAAGAAAGCGACUGGGGUUUCACGCGGUUCCUCGAGCUAAGAAAGAUGUUCCAGCAGGGGUGGGAUAAUUCAGGUCGCCCGCUGGUUGAGAACGAGUCAGUCCAUAUUACCGCAUACGUUCGUAUAGUUGAAGACGAAACUGGCGUGUUAUGGCAUAACUUCAACAACUAUGAUUCGAAGAAAGAAACCGGCUAUGUCGGCCUCAAGAACCAGGGUGCCACAUGCUACCUUAACUCCCUACUACAGUCAUUAUACUUUACCAAUGCCUUCCGAAAGGCUGUUUACGAAAUUCCAACCGCCGAAGAUGAGAGCAUAACUAACAGCGCCUAUACCCUCCAGAGACUGUUUUAUCAACUCCAAAUAUCCAAUACUGCUGUGGGCACCAAUGAGCUCACCAAGUCUUUCGGCUGGGAUACGCGUCAUAUCUUCGAGCAGCAAGAUGUACAGGAGUUGUCCCGUAAGCUAAUUGAACGCAUGGAGGAGCGGAUGAAGGGUACCGCAGCCGAAGAUGCCCUUCCGCGUAUGCUAAGUGGUAAGGUCAAAACGUAUGUUUCCUGCAUUGACGUCGAGUACGAGUCUAGCCGAGUUGAGGAUUUCUGGGACAUUCAACUCAACGUCCGAGGGAUUCCAAACCUCGAGGGUAGCUUUAAGGACUAUAUUCAACAAGAGACGCUCGAUGGCGACAACAAGUACUGGGCAGGCGAUGAGUUCAAGUAUCAAGAUGCUCGCAAGGGUGUAAUCUUCAAGAGUUUCCCCGAAGUUCUGCAUCUUCACUUGAAGAGAUUCGAGUACGACAUUCAGCGCGAUACGAUGAUGAAGAUCAACGAUCGCUUCGAAUUCCCCGAGGUCCUUGACCUAACACCCUACCUUGACCAAGACGCAGACAAGUCGGAGCCGUGGAUCUAUAAGUUGCAUGGUGUUCUGGUGCACAGUGGAGACCUCAAUGCUGGACAUUACUAUGCGUAUCUCAAGCCUAACAAAGAUGGCUGGUUUUACAAAUUUGAUGAUGAUAAGGUCACGAAGGCAACUAUGAGAGAAACACUGGAGGAUAACUUUGGUGGCGAGUACCCUGCCUCGCUCGUACAAUCUCGCGCAGGCAUUCAGAAGAAGACGCCGAUCAUGCGCCAAAUGAGCGCGUACAUGUUAGUGUACAUCCGAGAGUCUCGUCUAGACCAAGUCUUGACGCCCGUCGAGAAAGAGGACUGCCCUCCACAUCUCCAGAAACGCUUGGAUGAAGAAGCCGCGGCACGAGAAGCAAAGCGGAGAGAACGUGAGGAGCAGCAUCUAUACCUCCCUGUUAAGGUCAUCACGGAAGAAACAUUCAAGCAUCAUGGGUCGACGGACCUUACGAAUUUCGACUCUAACCCUACUGAAGAUCCCGCGGCGCCCAAGUUCUACCGUACCAAGAAGCAAACUACCAUCGAAGAGCUAGUAGCGAUAAUUGCUCAGGACUUGAAACUAGACCCCAAAAGAGUGCGCUUGUGGAUUAUGGUAAAUCGUCAGAACAAGACCACUCGACCUGACCAGCCAAUUAUGGACCUGAGACCAACAAUAGAGGACACCUACUCACGGAUGGCCACUACGACUAGAGAUUUUGCAUUGAGGGUCUGGGCUGAGGUUGCAGAGGAGGUCGACGCCGAUGGAGAGGCUAUUUGGCCCACGUAUCAGAGCAAUGCUAACGGUGUCAUUGUCAAGAAUGACUUGAUCCUUCUUUUCUUAAAGCAUUUCGAUGCUGAAAGGCAGGUUCUCGAAGGUGUGGGUCAUAUUUACGUCAGCAAAGAGAAAAAGGUCGAGGAGUUAGUUCCUGUGAUCGCGAAGAGAAUGGGUUGGGGAGAAAAGCUGCCUUCGGGAGAACAACUAGCGAUGUGGGAGGAGAUCAAGCCGGCUAUGAUCGAGGCUCUCAAGGCGAAACAAUCGUUGAAAGCAGCCGAGUUACAGGACGGCGAUAUCAUAUGUUUCCAGAAAGUCCUCGAGAGAAAGUCGGCCGAAAUACUGGGGAAACUUCCACGUUUAGGGGAUAAAAACUCUGAGGAAACUACGCGGCGAUGGGAUCGAUACGACGACGCCAAAUCCUUCUAUGAUUUUCUCUGCAACAAGAAAGAAAUCCGCUUCGACCCACAUCCCCGCUGCGAAAAGGCGAAUUAUCAAAGCUUUAUCCUUACCCUCAGCAUAAAGAUUAGCUAUGAUCAACUUUCGGAGAGGGUCGGUGAGCAGUUAGGGGUUGACCCCACCCAUCUCCGCUUCUUCACAGCCAACGCUUCGACGGGAAGCCCCAGGACAGCAGUAAGAAGAGCCGUCAACCAAACCCUCGGCGCAAUACUCAAUCCGAAUGGAUAUACCCAGCAAAGCAUGCAAACCAAGCCUAAUUCGUUUUUCUUUGAAGUCUUAGAUAUGAGCCUUGCAGAGCUAGACACCAAGAAGAGCGUCAAGGUGACAUGGUUGAGCGAAGGCAUCACAAAAGCAGAAACCUUCGACGUCUUGGUGAAUAAACAAGGACAUAUUGAAGAUCUGGUCCAGGCGUUUGUAAAGAAAGCGCAGCUCAAGGAUGAGAGUGAAGGCGGCCGAAUUAGGGUCUACGAAAUUCAUCAUCAUAAGUAUUUCCGAGACCUGACACCUAACUAUCCGGUUAUCAGCAUAAACGACUACGCAGAUGUUAUUGCAGAGCGAAUUCCGGAGGAAGAGGUGGACGCCCAUGACAAUGAUCUCAUCAAGGUUAUUCAUUUCCAGAAUGACACCAGUCGCGCACACGGAAUCCCAUUCAAGUUCCUUCUCAAAGAGGGCGAGCCAUUCUCAGAAACAAAGAAGCGACUGGAGAACCGGUCAGGCAUCAAGGGCAAGGCCUUCGAAAAGAUCAAGUUCGCAAUAGUACGAAAAUUCCAGAAGCCGAGCUAUAUUAAUGACGACGAUGUGCUUUUCGAUGAGGGGGGCACGAUAGAAGAUGACGUCAUGCUUGGAUUGGAUCACCUGGAUCGUACGAGAACGACGCGAAACGGGGGAGAAAUGUUCCUCAAGUAGGCAUCUACAUACAUAGGUAGCUGAUUCUUCGGAUACAUUCGCUCCCAUGGGCUCCUAGAAAUCCUCGGGGGUUUCAAUCGUACAGCAAGGGCAUGAACUCAUCAGCGAUAUCGGCUGAUGGUCAAUUGCCUCUGGAUGGGUUGUGCCUUUUGUAUUAAGUGAUUAUUGGCUUUCUCCGGCAAUUUUGCCUAUUCCCCUUAGACGUAGGUACCUACAGGUGAUUCUUAAACACGCAGGGGGGGCGGCAAGGCAACGGGAAACAAUCAGGGGCUAGGAAGUCGAUGGAAACGCCCUGAUGCAGUAUCGUUAAUGGGGACGAAGCAUUGCGGAAGGCGUACAUGCGGAAAUGUACCCAUGGCGAUUGGUCAGGGAUUUCUUGGGCGAGUUAAGGCGUCUCUUCGUUGAGCAAAGCAGUUGUGGAACUGACUACGAACUUGUCCUAUGCAUAACAUCAUGGAGCUAGAUGUUGAUGACCCCAGGGUCGGGCAACGUGAGCUUGUUUAUGAAUAUAUCGAGUUCUUUCUUCUGUUACAGCGUACGUGUGAUUGAAACUACGCACUCAUUGGGUGGUUGGAAGAAGGAUUACCUAAUCACGGGAACAACAUAAGGAGUUCAUGUACUGACUUUUUUCAUCCACUCAAGAUCACCACCACUACAUAAUCUCAACGAGACGGAUAUCGCAUUCCCGCGA
Annulohypoxylon maeteangense is the source of this 4635-nucleotide messenger RNA. RefSeq names its product cysteine proteinase. The transcript is spliced from 9 exons. Gene Ontology annotation, molecular function: protein binding; cysteine-type deubiquitinase activity; cysteine-type endopeptidase activity. Gene Ontology annotation, biological process: protein deubiquitination; regulation of protein stability. NCBI's taxonomy places the organism in Eukaryota, Fungi, Ascomycota, Sordariomycetes, Xylariales, Hypoxylaceae. The record is from RefSeq and is a predicted model, not a curated record. Gene Ontology annotation, cellular component: nucleus; cytosol. Bases 426 to 3944 code for a protein of 1172 amino acids.